Molecule: messenger RNA, 471 nt
Organism: Lachancea mirantina
Lineage: Eukaryota; Fungi; Ascomycota; Saccharomycetes; Saccharomycetales; Saccharomycetaceae
Source: the annotation of a GenBank genome assembly
AUGAGCUCAUCUACAAGCGCCAAGAGACCAAUUGAGAUCACAGACUUCAAAGAGGUCAUCAGGGACCUACCUGAUUCGCAAUUGCAACAAAUUAGAGCAGAACUCACAAAUAGUAUUUCGCAUCUAGACAGGUCCAAUUCGCGGCUCCGUAAAUACAUAGCUAAGAUAGAAGGCAAACGCGAAGAUACACCGGACGGGGUCGAGGAAGACGAACUGGACAAAAUCGACGAAAACGAUUUGCAACUGUACCAGGAUUCGCACCGCGAGAACGAAAUAGUGAUGCGCAACUACAACGAGAGACUCGAUGCACUGGACCAGGAAGAAGCGUACCGGGGCGGUCACGUCAAAACGAAAGACAUUGGGGCGUCGCCGCAGACCGGCAUUGCGUCGCAAAAAAAGCCACGCGCGCCCUCAUUUGACACAGACAAUACCAAUGGCGACACAAAUGCGCCGAACAGUGUGUAUUUGUGA